UUUCGCGGAUGCUGGCAGUUCCAGCGAGAGUCUCAACCGUCGGAAAUACUUCAGUUCGAUAUCGUGAGCGGGCAAAGAAACAUCGUUCGAACAGAAAAAGCGCGCUCGAGUGUGUCAUUGUUGGCUCAAAAUUGAUCCGAAGGAGAUACGUUAACCGCGCGUACUAUAAAAAAUAAUUGAGUGUGUCGUGAAAGAAGGAAAAACGUAACGAGAGAGAAUAAAAGUAGGAAAAUAAAAUAGGUCAGGGAUGAAUAUCGAUUGGAAGUCUCAUAUCGUAUUUGCUCUAUUACUAUCAUUUUUUCAAUCUCCGGUUAGAGGUCGUCGGAUUUAAAUCUCUCGUGAAGUUUACGAGGUACUCGGUGAGAAAACAACAAAAGCACGCGCGCGCGUGCGUUCUUCAUAUAAUCACAAUGAAGAAACGAAGAAUCGAUUGGAUCUUGAGGAUAUCGAUUGCCGGAUGAAAAUAAAAACAACAUAAUUGAACAACCGUAAACGCAAUAAGAAAAACAAAACGCGAAAAGCCAGAAGCGAGGUUAAAGGGUCCAUGGCCCGGGACCGUUUUCACCAUAAUUGGUGGUGGCUCCUCGUGGUCUUGAUCCUCGUUUCCGGGUCCUGGGUAAACCUCGUUCUAUCAUCGUCCUCUGCUCCAUCGUACGAUCGUUUACAAUCUUAUCAUCACCAUUAUUAUUCCUUACCAUCCUCAUCCGUCAUCAAACGUUCCUCAAAUUUAUAUUCCACCGGAGCUCCUGCUGAUGUUCUUGUUUUUUUGGGCGAUCAUUGUGACGACCAAUCGGACACUAACGAGAUCCAAGCCUUUCUCUCUGCGUACAGUGCCAAAAUUUCUAUCAGGAUGCUACAAAGAUCACUUACGUGCGAGAGCAAAUCUUGGGGUCUCGGAGUUCUCGUUCAGGCUCUCGGCCAAGCAACGACGAAGGCCCUUAUUGCCGCGCUCGAUCCUAAUACCUGCGAGGUCGCGGCCAGACUCGCACACCUCUGGGAUAAACCUCUUCUCACUUGGACAUGCCCAUUGAGAAUAAUAGAAGAGAACAAACCCUCAUCGACAAUCAGACUUUCGCCAUCGGUACCGGCAGUCGCGCAGGCACUCGCUGAAAUAUUUCUUCACUUCCGGUGGAAAACCGUCGCCGUCGUUAGUACCGAUCACGAACCAUGGCCGAGUCUCGACCGAUCUGUGAUCGGUGCGCUCCGCAGCAUUGGAAUAGUCCCGAGACACCACACCGUUCUUCCUCACCGCGGGACGAACAAACAGAUUCAUGGAACUCUCAAACUUCUUCAUACGGUCCCUUGCAGAGUUAUAGUACUCUGUCUUCCGGUGGAGGACGAAGAAUUUGCGAAGCGGGCAAUCGUGCAAAUAAACGCUAAAAAUUCGAUCGUACUGCUCGUCCAUCCGGAAACGCCGAAUCCAUUUUUACCAGCUUCCGUGAAUCCGUAUACGACAAUCGUACAAUCAAGAUCUUCCUUGCUCAAUAAUCACACGGACGUUGAAACGCCCGAGAAACUAAUGAAUAAUAAACGCUUUCCAACGUUUAUCAAUCCGGAAUUCGUUCUGCCGAGAAAUUUUCUCGCCCUCGUACCAUUCGAUCAACGGUACGAUCUCGAGAGAAUUUACAAUGGAACACAAAUCUACGUGGAGCCAAAUAUCCUGGAACAUUUGAACGAAUCUCUCAAUAUUUUGACACACGAUAAUUCUUCCCUCGACACGAACAACAACAAGAUGUACACCUAUGGGGUUCUCGCUUGGCGGACCAACGCCUGGAAACCCAUACUCCAGGUGAUCGAGCACGACGAACGUUUGCUGCUCCGGGCAUUUAUGGACAAUAAUUAUUUAGCAGACGAGGAAAGCUCCGACGUACUUUGCGAGGAUGAAAACGACUGCGCCGGUACUGUUCAAAUCAACACCGACUUGAUUCCAUUGCGAGCAGCCCACAUAAUCACUAUUGUUUUGGGAUCUUUGCUGUUCGCUCUCAUGAUCCUCGUAACCGUUGCGCUAAUCCGGAGACACUUGUUGAACAAAAGAAUGUCGAAGGGACCCUACAAAAUAAUAUUGACCGCGUCCGAUUUCGUCUUUCCUCAAAUGCCUGAUUCCAGGCGCGUCGACGAGGGCAUAGAAGCGAUGCUCUGCUGCUGGCUCCAUCAGCUUCAAGAAUUCGGAGGACCGGAGGUCGAGAAGCCGGACCUCUUGCAGGGUAGCGUCGGUUCGUUGAAAACCCAUCACGGGAUCCAAGCUAGCACGGGGAGUCUGGCGAGGCAUACGAUUUUCAAGGAUCCCCGAGCCAGAUACAACGGUGAUCUCGUUCAACUUAAGGAACUGCCGUCACAAGGCACCUUUGAACUCAAGAGCAAAGCAAUGGAUGUGUUAGUUAUGGUGCAUGGACUGAGACACGAAAAUUUGAACCCUCUCAUCGGUUGUCUGACAGAGCCGACGAGGCCGUGCUUAGUUUCGGAAUAUUGUUCGAGAGGAUCUCUGGAGGAUGUUCUGGUCCAGGACGAGAUAAAACUCGAUUGGUCCUUCCGACUCUCUCUGCUAACGGAUCUCGUGCGGGGUAUAAAGUAUCUUCACAGCAGCCCAAUUCGUGUUCACGGAUACUUAACAUCGAGAAAUUGCGUAAUCGACGCUCGCUGGGUCCUGAAGGUCACUGAUUAUGGAUUACCUGCAUUUUAUGAGGCACAAAAUCUCGUCCCACCGACGAAAACAGCUCGAGAUCUUUUGUGGACCGCUCCGGAGCUUCUGAGGCAUCCUCACCUCCAAAAAAGAGGCACGCAGCCCGGUGACGUUUACAGCUUUGGGAUAAUAAUGCAGGAAGUCGUUGUUCGGGGAGAACCUUUUUGCAUGCUCGCUCUCACGCCCGAAGAAAUCAUUGAAAAAGUGAAAAAACCACCGCCUCUCAUAAGACCAUCGGUGAGCAAGGGGGCAGCGCCACCCGAAGCGAUCAACAUAAUGCGUCAAUGUUGGGCCGAAGCUGCUGAUAUGAGACCGGAUUUCAACGCGGUUCAUGAUCUCUUUAAGAAAUUGAAUCACGGCAGAAAGGUCAAUUUCGUCGAUACGAUGUUCCAAAUGCUAGAAAAGUAUUCCAACAAUCUGGAGGAACUUAUACGAGAACGUACCGAACAAUUGGACAUGGAAAAAAAGAAAACGGAGCAGCUUCUCAAUCGUAUGCUUCCGAGUACCGUUGCCGAGAAACUGAAGCUCGGAAUGCCGGUGGAUCCCGAAGAAUUCGCAGAAGUGACGAUUUACUUUUCGGACAUAGUCGGAUUCACAACGAUAUCGGCUUAUUCGACGCCCUUUCAGGUGGUCGAUCUCCUCAAUGAUCUUUACACGUGUUUCGACGCAACGAUCAACGCCUACACGGUAUACAAAGUCGAAACUAUCGGGGACGCGUACAUGGUCGUCGGCGGAUGUCCUGUCAGGAUUCCUGACCAUGCCUCCCAGAUUGCCACCAUGGCGCUCGAUCUUUUGCAUCAGAGUGGCAAAUUCAAGCUCAAACAUUUGCCAAAGACUCAAUUGAGACUCAGAAUCGGACUUCAUACCGGGCCAUGUUGCGCCGGAGUCGUUGGGCUCACGAUGCCGAGAUAUUGUCUAUUUGGCGAUACGGUAAACACAGCCUCGAGGAUGGAAUCAACGGGAGCACCGUGGCGUAUACAUCUGAGCCAAGCAACGUGGAAUCGUUUGAACGAGGUUGGCGGUUAUCACAUCGAGUAUCGUGGACGAACGGAUAUAAAGGGCAAAGGAAAAAUGCCAACGUACUGGUUGCUUGGCAAACAAGGCUUCGAUAAAGAUUUGCCGACCCCUCCAUCGCUCGGAGAGGAUCAUGGAUUGGAGGAGAGCGAAAUACUGGAAAACUUGGCAAACAGAAACGAUUCACUACCGGAAAUGGAAAUAGGACAAGGGCAACAAUCCGUAGAGGAACGUACGAUAUCGAUCGAACAGGACGAGAGUUCCGGGGAUCAGAGUUGUUCGAUCGUAAGCACUUCUGGGACGGGCGAGCAAUCAUCUUCACCGUCGCGUUCGGUGGUGAACGUCUCGCAGACGACCGCUUCCGGAAGCGGUAAAUGCGUAGGGAAACAGCGAGUUUUCGUUUCGGUCCACGACGACACAAAUACCUCAAAUUUGACGACAAUAUCGAGCGAGGCGGCAACAACGGCGAUGGAAAUAUUUCGCGACAUCGUUAAAAGUCCGCCCGAACCUUAUGGCGCCGUGAGUUCCACGGGAAUGACGAAAAAUAUUUGCUCCGACAAUCAAAUACUCGGAACUCCCGUUUCGGCGAGUGAAGUUGCGGCUGCUCUUCUUGGCGCUGCCUCCUCGACGUCUUCUCUCACCUCGUUACAAAGCGGUUCGUCAGCGUUUCGAACUCGGCACCGAAGACUCGCUGCCGCCAGCGGGGGCAGCGUUAUCGGCGAGGACGAUCUUAGCACGCCUUACAAUCAUUAUCGAUGCCUGUCACCCAACGAAUACAAUCUCUCGUCCACUGGAAAGGGAUCGAGCGGCCGUUUUCUCAAGCGACAAUUCAGUCUCGACCGAGCGGACGAUCCGCUGACAAUAGCAUCGAUAAUAUCGGAACAACAGCCGUCCCAGCAAUCGAUCAAUCGAGCUGGUCAACGAUUGUGCAAGCAAAACAGCGCGGGAGCGGCCAACGACUUGGAAAGGAUCGAGGAAAUUCCAUCUUCGUCGUCGAUCGGAACGACGACUCAACCGAUUUUGAGACAUCGAGAUCAGCAAGCCGGUUAUCGACACGCUGCGUCAAUGUCUCUAUCGGUCGAGUCCCUCACGUUACAUUAGAUAUGAUAGAACGGUAUGAAACAUCGAUAUAAACUGUAUAUUCAUGCGAACGGUUCCUCUUGUGCAAAAUAACGAGAAAAAAAUGGCGUAAAAUCCUCUACGACGUACCUUGACGAUUUCACAUUCAGAGAUUAUAAAACCUCCAAGAUUCAAUCAAAGUUUUAAAUAUCAUACAAAUUUACGAUGCCAAACUACCUCCCUAAGCAUUAUUCAAAAUACAUAUAAUAAUAUGUAACAUGUACUAUACGAGAUGAAUUGUGAGAAUAAUCAUUUUCUCCGUAAACGCGUUCGUAGCUUUAAAAUAACGAUUAUUAAUGUGUCUGUGAAAUACUGUUUUAUCUUUAUCCUAUACGUGGAUCGAUUUUCUCCCCGCCCAGGAAUCUAAUCGAGAAACAAACAUUUUGCAAUAUAUCAUACUACUGCUGGCCAGUUGAAUUAUUUUCAGUUCGAAUUACGAAGAGAAGUACUAUUUCGCAUAACCCUCUAUACAUUAUAUAAAAGACAGGUGUCUCAUAAAUCGUUACGUGACACUCGAUAACUAUCAUGCCGUACCUGCGCGUGUAGAAAUUAGAUUGAAAAUUUGAUGGAACCUCAUCGAACAUUAUUCAAUUAUAAUUCUCGUGACAAUUUGAAUCUGGCACUGACACGCGGAUAGCACACGUUCACGUGGAUGAUGUGUAAUGCGAAAUGCGGGAUUGCAAUUAUAAUCAUAAUGUUGUGAAUACCUUUUCUAUCGGCCUAAAAAUCACGUCACGUAUCGUGUAGGAAAUGAAUUACCAUUUAGUUGUAUAGUAAGGAUAAAAGAAAUGAUAAACGAGACUUCUUCACCCUGAAUCUCUUGUGACCGCCAUCAUGAAAGAUGUAAAUUUAAUGUGACAUUCUUGCGUGUACGAAUAAGGGAUCUUAUCGGCCCUCGUAGGCCCAUUCGGCUUAAGGUCUGUGUUCCGACACUUUUUUUUUUGUACCCUUAUUCCGAAAUGAGAUAUAUUUUAGCCCUUAUUUUUUAUUGGGUCAUUCGGGAGGGCGGUUUGGGUAAAGGCGAAUUCUUUGUACGAAUUUCCCUCUCCGAGCUCCGUAUAUAUCUAUUUGGUCCCGCAUAUCCGCGGCAUGGGAGAACUGCCGGACUAUUUUAUCGGUAGCAAAUAAUGACGUCUAAAUCUAUUAGGGACUGUCGUUAGGUUUUUCAUACGUCGAUCGGUAUCGCUGUCAAACGAUCACGGUGAAUGUUGUAUAAACACUAAUAUUGCGGAUUAUAACGACGCUCUAUCGACUCGUGAAUUCGCAUCCUUUAUUGUCCAGUCAAAAAUGACUCUCAUCGAUACAGGGUCUUGUUGAGUCCCUGGUAUAAAAAUUUUCGUCCCUGCGGAUAAGGCAAUCUCGCUAGGGAACCUCUAGCCAAGUGUUUGGAACACCUAACAAUUGAACUUCGUAUUCGUUCAUUUGAAACUUUUUAUAUAAACGUUUUAUUCGUUUUUCAAAUAUUAAUCUUUUGGCCAAUUGUUCUUUUCUACUCUCUAAAUUUGACUGAUAGAUUAUUGAAAACCAAGAAAUUGGUUUUGUUUUUUCAACUGUGGAUAAUUUUUUGGAUUUUCACAUUUUUUUUAUUCCGUAUUCACAUUAGAAUAUAACUUUUUAUAUUACAUUGACAUUUUUCGUUAUAGAAUUAGUGAUAUAGAAAGAAAAAUUCUCCAUUUUUUCUUCUUAAACUUUUGAAUUUGUAUAAAAAAAUAAUUUUCUACCAAUGUUCACCGAAAGGAUAGAACACUUCGUUGUUGUGCGAAUGCUCUGUAUAGGAACUGAAUCUAUAGAUUAUACGGGAGAACAAAAUAAACGCGCCGACGGAAUAUAUUUAUAAAUAUUUAUAUGUUGUUGAACGGUCGAUGUUUAGAGAUUGAAAAGAAAAAAUUGUCUUGUUAUUACGACUUGUGAGUGUGUGUCCGUGCGUGUUAGCACAUACGCCCGUAAAUAAGUAAAAACCCAAACAAUAUCACCGGUGCAUGUAUUUUGUCAUGGAAAAAAAAUUGAGGAACAAAAUACUUGCUGCGGUGCGAGUACGAGUACAAGAUGAUUAAGGCUCCUCGCGAUUUUCCUCAUCCGAUUCCAGUCAUUUGCGGCAAUCUCUAUACGCAACACUUCCGAUCAUUUAGUUUGUUCUAGUUAUUAAAAAGUAGGCUGGACAAAAAAAGCUUUGAUCAACCAAAGCUGAAAUUGAAAAACUUGAAAGUCCGUUUUCAUUUGCAAAUCUUUUCAUACAGACCCGAAAAGGGAUCAUUCGAAAAAAGUAAUCUUUUUAAAUGAUGAUGGAAAUCGCGUUCGAAAAUCGUCAUCGAAAUCGGAGCAUCAUUGUUACAAUAAUUAUAAAUACGAGGAUAAAGUUGUUGAGAUAUUUAUAAUUGAAUAAGAUUAUUUACACGGGGGAAAAGAAGCUGGAAAUUGUGUAGAACGAGGAAAAAUCGAAUAUGUGUUACCGAACAUGCUCGAACAAUUUUAACGAUGGAUGUUAAAUGUUGAAAAAAAAUAGUAAUAACUGUAGAAUAUUGUAUAUUCGCCGGAAAUUGGGUAUUUAUAUAUUCUAGAAGCUCCGUUAUUUAUGAAGACGUGUUUAUUAGUACGACGAAACACCAUCAGCAAUAAAAAAGAACUUAUUGAAAAAUUA
Molecule: messenger RNA, 7451 nt
Organism: Venturia canescens
Lineage: Eukaryota; Metazoa; Arthropoda; Insecta; Hymenoptera; Ichneumonidae
Product: retinal guanylyl cyclase 2
Exons: 20
Coding region: 545-4795 (1416 amino acids)
Biological process (GO): intracellular signal transduction; protein phosphorylation; cGMP biosynthetic process
Cellular component (GO): plasma membrane
Molecular function (GO): protein kinase activity; adenylate cyclase activity; ATP binding
Source: RefSeq, a predicted model, not a curated record